Molecule: messenger RNA, 1636 nt
Organism: Rhipicephalus microplus (southern cattle tick)
Lineage: Eukaryota; Metazoa; Arthropoda; Arachnida; Ixodida; Ixodidae
Product: alpha-(1,6)-fucosyltransferase-like
Biological process (GO): protein N-linked glycosylation
Molecular function (GO): alpha-(1->6)-fucosyltransferase activity
Source: RefSeq, a predicted model, not a curated record
UGCGGUUUCUCUACGGCCCUUCUUUUACAUUUCAGCUCGACGGGAGAACCCUUUGAUAAGAGACAUCUGGUCACACAGUCCUCCCUAGAUGGAGGGACUUUGGACCCUACAAUGCUGAGGGGUGAAGAUGACAUUCACGUCGAGCGACUGGCCAGGUUGGAGGCCACCAUCAAAGGGAUGCGCGAAUUCCUGGUGAGACACAUGCAAGUGUCUUCUGGUCCUGCAGACAACACCCGAGCCGCAGCGACCCUUGUCAAGGCCCGUGAUUACCUGAGGGUCAUGGAGCAAGAUGUAGAAGCUAUCAGAAAGACAGACCAUGCUGUCAGAAAAAGUGCGGAAAAAAUGCGCAGAUUACGCGACUACGUCAAGAGCACAAUUGAACGGCUUCAGAACCCUGUCGACUGCAAGUCAGCGCCCAAGCUGAGCUGCCUCCUUGACAACCCGUGGGGUUUCGCAGCCGGCGCCCAUGAUGUACUUUGGUGCUUUGUGGCAGCCUUGCAAAUGGGUCGCACGUUAAUUCUCAACAGUACUGCGUGGCACUAUGCUCCAGGCGACAGUGGCUGGACAAACUGCACUCCGACCUCUUACCGGUCCUUCCUGCAACGGUGCUGGCUCUCACAACAUGAUAGUCGACGGCUACGUCUGAAGGAGCGAAGUCCGCAUUGUGAUCUACCAGUGUCUAUAGCGAAGGACCUGGUGGCGAAUCACGGUGACCCGUACGCCUGGUGGUAUGGCCAGAUCAUGGCUUACAUCUUCCGGUUGCAGAAUUCGACACGGCAGCUGAUAGAAGACUUCAAGAUGAAGAACGGAUACAAGCAUCCUAUUGUAGCUAUGCAUAUUCGGCGCACGGACAAGAAAAAGGAAGCUGGCUUCCACAACGUGGCUGAGUACAUGCAGCAUGCUGAAGAGUUUUACAGCUCCCUGGCGCUUAAGGGCCAGUUUGUCCAGAAGCGUGUGUUCGUCGCUACUGAUGACCCCGAAGUCAUUACCGCGCUGAAAUCGAAGUUUCCAGAGUACAAAAUCAUCUCCAAUGGGCGUUCUGCCCGUGAGGCCUUUGACUUGAAGGCUCGAGCUAAAAGCACGGCUCUUACCGGGCUGCUCAUCGACAUUCACCUGCUCGCCGAGUCGGAUUACCUCGUGUGUGCCUUUUCUUCUGGGUUCUGCCGUGUCGCCUACGAGCUGAUGCAGGCCCGGUACGCGGAAACGGGUGCGGAUGCGACGCCCAAGGCAGUGUCGGUGGACAUCGAAUACUUUUACGCCUACGUGCCUUUCCCCCCUCGACGAACGUUGUACUACAACAAAGGCGUCUUCCACAACGAGCUGGAGUGGACGGCUCCAGGCUUGCCGAUAGAAUGGACAGAUAAGAUCAUGCCCAUAUCCGAGGCGAAGAAGAAGAUACACGCAGACGGUUUCAACGCUGGUCGUCUCGCUGGCUCUCGUGUGAACCGCAUCCUCACGAUAUUUCCGCGCUUUAAAACAGUGCGGACUUACUCCGUGGUGCCAUACGGUGCUUUCAACCACUCGCCCACGUAGUAGUAGAUGCGUAGAUGGACAGUGCGGUGUGCGGUGUGUUACAAUUCCAAAGAAGUAUUUUCUGGUCAGUUAGGUUAGCUGCGACUCGAUCACGUCGUCAGCU